UGAAGAGUGUGUGGAAAAUCACUUUUAUUUUUGUAUUUAUUUGCAAUAAUUACUAAAUAUUUCCAAAGUUUUGGUUUGAAUAAACUCUAAAUAAACAUUUUGUUGUGAUAAUAAUUUGUAUUUAAAUCAAAAGUCAAAACAAAAAUCUAAUUGAUUUGAUUUGGAAAUCCUUUAAAAUGACUAAAGAAGUGGUUCCCAACAGAAAGAUAUCUCAGAAUAACGGCGCGAAGCCCUUCCCGAUUAGAGGCGAUCGCACGACAGCGUACGUCAACAUCCCUCAUGUGAUCGCAAUGGUUGGACUGCCGGCCAGAGGCAAGACAUACAUCGCUAAGAAGUUGACCCGUUAUCUCAAUUGGAUCGGAAUCAACACCAGGGUCUUCAAUGUCGGAGAGUACAGACGACAGGCGACUAAACUCUAUCGCAAUCACGACUUCUUUAGGCCCGACAAUAAGGAUGCGCUCGUCAUUAGAAAUAAGUGCGCGAUCGACGCACUGGACGACAUGUGCUCGUGGCUCGAGGAGGGGACGGGCGAAGUGGCCGUAUAUGACGCGACAAACACUACAUUUGACAGAAGACAACUCAUUUACGAUACGGUUGUCAACAAAUAUGGAUACAAACUGUUUUUUGUCGAAUCCUUUUGCAACGACCCUAACAUUAUUGACGCUAAUAUUAGGGAGGUGAAGGUUCACAGUCCGGACUAUCGGGAUGUCAGUAAUGAAGAUGCACUGAAAGACUUUGUGCAGCGCAUUGAACACUACCAACUGGCUUAUGAACCCCUGGAUGAGGACCGGGAGAAGGAUUUCUCAUUCAUGAAGAUAUAUAACGCCGGCGAAAAGGUGGUGGUCCACAGACACGAGGGACACAUUCAAAGUCGAGUUGUCUAUUAUCUGAUGAAUAUACACAUAAUUCCGCGCUCCAUAUACCUGACCCGUCACGGAGAGAGUGUCUAUAACUUACUCGGAAGGAUAGGCGGAGACGCGGAGCUCUCUGAGAGGGGGUGGGAGUACUCGAAAGCUUUGGCAAAAUAUAUAUCUGAACAGAAUAUUCCUCGUCUUCGAGUCUGGACGUCACAGCUUCAGAGAACAGCACAGACUUCUGAGGCGAUUAAAGCACCACAAGAGAGAUGGAAGGCCUUGAAUGAGAUCGACGCCGGAAUCUGCGAGGAAAUGACUUACGAAGAGAUUCAAACUAAAUAUCCGGAUGAGUUUGCAUUGAGAGAUCAGGACAAGUUUCACUACCGGUACCCAAAGGGAGAGUCAUACGAGGACUUAGUGGCCCGACUCGAGCCCGUAAUCAUGGAACUGGAGCGCCAGGAAAAUGUUCUGGUGGUCGGCCAUCAAGCUGUGUUGCGAUGCCUACUCGCUUACUUCUUGGACAAGAGCUCAGCGGAUAUGCCGUUUAUAAAAGUGCCCCUGCAUACAAUAAUCAAGUUAACGCCGCUGGCAUACGGCUGUCAACUCGAGGAGAUAAUAGUGCCCAUCGCGGCCGUUGACGACCACAAGCUCUUAUAG
This is a messenger RNA of Oppiella nova, 1511 nucleotides long. Lineage: Eukaryota; Metazoa; Arthropoda; Arachnida; Sarcoptiformes; Oppiidae. The record is from the annotation of a GenBank genome assembly.